AUGGAACUGAUGGGCGACAUCAGAGAGCAUCACUCUCAUGAAGCAUCUACCUCAGGUCACGACCUACUUCGGCGAACAUUCUGGGAGGGAAUAACCGAGAAAUGCACAGUGAUUGCAACAUACAAACAACUCGUCGUCGGGGCCGCAUUCCUAAGCUCACCACAGGAGACGUACAUACCUACCUCGCCGUGCGCGCAGGCGACGACGACUGCUAGGACGAUGCUCUAUCACCUCAUUACAUUAAAUCCAAACAGAGAUAUCACAUUACACGUCUCCAUCAACAACCCAGCCAUGCUCCUCUACAACAGGUUUGGAUUCAAGGCAGAAGAGUUCAUCGUUGGCUUCUACGAGGACUACCUCGACCCGCAAUCGCGCGCGUCGAAGAACGCCUUCCGCCUGCGACUGCGUAGAUAA
Molecule: messenger RNA, 414 nt
Organism: Fomitopsis serialis
Lineage: Eukaryota; Fungi; Basidiomycota; Agaricomycetes; Polyporales; Fomitopsidaceae
Exons: 5
Coding region: 1-414 (137 amino acids)
Molecular function (GO): acyltransferase activity, transferring groups other than amino-acyl groups
Source: RefSeq, a predicted model, not a curated record